CCCUUUGACCUAAAUAAACGCGGGAAAUCUUCAGUGUUUUGUGAGGCAUCAGCUCUUAGCUCCCGCAAAGAACUAUCUGUCUUGUUCAUGAAGUGAACUUGAGUCGCGUAUCACAUCACUAGCAGCAGUUAGAACAGUCUGUAGCCACCAGCAUGUCUGUGGAAGUUGAUCUGAGCGGGGUGAGUGGCGAGACAGCGGCGGCGGCGAAGCUGCACCUCCUCCCGUGCGAGGUGGAGCACACCGGCCCCGCGCAGGUAACCCGCUUCUUCACGCCGGGCGUCAGGGACAGCGGGCAAGGAGCGCUUCAGGCAUCGUUUCGUGGACGGGAGCUGAGAGGAGAAAACGUUGCCCUGCCAGACGGUUACACGGGAUUAGUUCUGAAGGAAAAGCACAAGGCAGUGUCAGACGAGGAGGCCAGAGUAUUCCAUGCAGCCCAGAAGUUCCAGGAGUUUACCUACUGGAACAUGGAGACCCCUCCCAGUAAGAACGAUGGCCUUCAGAAGGCCUUGCACUGGCUGGAGAUCACCAAGGCAAUUCAUUCACCAGUGGACAAGAACAUCAGCCAAAAUGGGUCACACACCAGAGUAAAAGUUGAAGAUUCAUCACCAUAGUAGUUGUUCAUGUCAGUUCUUCUAAUCUAAAGGAACAUCAUACAUGUAUCAACAAAAGUGUCUUUUUCAAGUUCUUGAACUAUUUUUUCACUUUCAAAACCUGUUUCCACAUUUAUCAGACUUGAUUACAUGGUUUACAGACAUAAAAAGUUAAGGCAAGUGAUCUACAUUGAAAACUUCUACCAUUUUUACUUUUGUCUAUUAGAAGGUGGUCACUGGCUCUAGAACAGAAACAAAAACAUGUAACGCCUUUCUUGUUUUGUAAUUCUGACAACAUGUAAGUAGGGCAUGCAUUGUAAAUAAUAAAUCAGAUGAAAGAGAUAAGUAUGUUCUUUUUCAGUGUUU
Messenger RNA from Branchiostoma belcheri (Belcher's lancelet), 956 nucleotides. Its product is annotated as ribonuclease H2 subunit C-like. The record is from RefSeq and is a predicted model, not a curated record. Gene Ontology annotation, cellular component: ribonuclease H2 complex. Gene Ontology annotation, biological process: RNA catabolic process. The transcript is spliced from 4 exons. Lineage: Eukaryota; Metazoa; Chordata; Leptocardii; Amphioxiformes; Branchiostomatidae. Bases 153 to 611 code for a protein of 152 amino acids.